This is a messenger RNA of Struthio camelus australis, 4688 nucleotides long. NCBI's taxonomy places the organism in Eukaryota, Metazoa, Chordata, Aves, Struthioniformes, Struthionidae. The record is from RefSeq and is a predicted model, not a curated record.
CUUACCCGCCUCGGAGUGCCCCGCGCUGCCUGCCCACCCUGGUGGUCCCCGGCACGCGUGGGCGCUUGCACACUCGUGUUCCUGCCCUCUGGGCGCUUGCACGCUCGCUCAGACGCUCUCAAACUCGCAGGCACUGGCAUGCUCAGCGGCUUAUGUGCUCACAGCCUUGCAGGGGUGUACGUACACACAUACCCGUGGGGGCUCGUCUACACACUCACAUGCCGUAGGUGUUUAUGCACUUAAAAGCUUAAGCUCACAGUUAAAGGCACUUGUACACUCGCCCUUGUGCUCACGCUCCUAGGCCCCUGCCCAAGAGCAUGCCUCGCUGCCUGCCUCACACACACGCGCACGCUCACACUUGUAGCAUUUUACACUCUCAUACAUGCCCACAGAGGCACUAAGUCGCCCCAGAGUUUCCCUCACUGCUGCCUGCACUGGCCCCUGGGACCACAGCCACGUUCGCCGAGGCUUAUUCACUCUCGUGCCUCUCUCGCUGCCUGCUCACAUACCCUCCCGGCGACGCUCGCACAGCGAUGCGCUCCCCUGAGCCUCUCUCGCUGUCUUUCCUUCCCACGGGCUGCGUACACACUCAUGCUUCUCUGCCUCAGUGUCCCUCACUGCUUGCCGGCGUACACACAUCCUCGCGUACGCGCUCACACGCGCAUACUCGCCCUCAGUGUAUCAGUGUUCUGCUAUCUGCCACCCGCACACACACACCUGUAUGGGUGCUCACAUCAGUAUAUUGUAGCGUCUCCGCUGUCUGCUACUUGUACGCAGCCACAUAUGCAAUCACACCACGUAUCACAGUGUCCUUGCUGCCUGCCACAUGCCUAUAUACGCCUGCAUGCACAUACUCGCAUAUGCGGUUAAGCCCAUACUCGCAUCAGCCCAUAGCAUCCCCCCGGCCUGUUUCUUACAGACCCCGACCAGCGUAUCAUGGAGUCCCCCGCCGCUUGCCCCUUGCGCACACUUGAAUGCCGUAGUCCGUCACAACCUCUCUUUUGUGUGUGUACACACACAGACCAGCAUGUUAUCGAGGACCCUUGCCGUCUUCCUCUGUCCCAUAUCCAUUCCAAGUCUCCCAUUGCGUUGCACGCAUACGCUGGCCCUUCAGAGGGUCUUCCACUGCCUGCCACUCAUGCAAACACAUGCUAGAGUCGCUAUGCACUGUCUCUCUUACCUGAACAAAGGGUUAUCUCCCAUCUCUCCACCGUAAGGUCAUCUUCCUUUUCAAACAAAUACUCACCAGAACAGCACAGUUACCUCCCUUUCCCUCUCUCACAAGCUACCCACUGCUGUUUGAAAUACACAUGUACACAUCCAGGCAAUAGUCACCUGUUGCCUCUAUGUGUCUGUCUUUCGUGUGCACACACAUACCACAGGCUCACCCUCUGCCUCAGAGGGUCACCCUCUGCCUGACAUGUCUGUACAGAGUAGGGCUGCCUGUUGCUUCUUGUAUGUGCACCAAAGACAGGAUCAUUUCUGUUUUACACUCACACUUCUACAGGGCGCCUGGCACCUUUUGCACAUGUAUGUGCAAUAAGGUCACCCAUGAUCAAAUAUACACGCACACUGCCAGUCUACACACUCUUACACACAUGUGAAAGAACUACCUAGUACCUGACAGACACAGAAACACAUUUGAGGACUAUCCGUUGUGACAAGGCCCACUGCCUGUCACACAGGUAUAUAUACUUACAUGGAGCUAUUUCUGUUCCCCCCACACCUCUUCACCUGUUCCAUACCCCUUGUUCAUGGUGCCAGUAUGAGCUUGGGCCAUGCACAGUCCUACUUUUCAGUCCCAUGUACCAUACAGUCACCUCCUCUCCAGUACCUGCACUCGUACAGCGCUACUGUCCUGCGCUUCGUGCACACUCUUACACGCACAGUGUCACCCUCUCACCCAUGCAGCCCAACACACUCAAUGCACAUGUGCGAUACAAAGCGCUGACUGACUGUGGGAUGUGGGUUACAGGUCUCCCCUUUAAGUGCUGCCCCAUAUAGCUCCCUGGUUACGUGAGGCUGACAUGGCUCUGCAAACCCCCACCCCAGCUGGAUGGAGGCUGUGUUACCUGACGCAUGCCGCCCAUUCGUCAUGGCACCCUGGGCUGUGCCGCACCUUUGUAUUGAUAGUGCUGGCCCAACCUCUGUUUGCGUACAGAGAAGGAGCUUGCCAUCUCCUCAUCCCCUGCUCGGUGUAGUGACGCUCAGUUUGUUGCAGUAUGUCUCUGAGUGGCUUUUGUCCUUCUGUGAAAGCUCCCUGUUCUCUGAAAUUCAUGCUGUCUCUUGGGUUCCACUUUGCAGACUGUUGAGCCUGGUUCAUGCAUGCCUGCUGGUUUUGAGUGGCAUCGACCCUCUUAAAUGAGUCUUCUUUUUGAAGUGUAAGGGUAAAAUACUUCUCAAUAAUGUUUUAACUGCUUAGGGUGACAUUGACACAUAUAUUCUCCUUUUUGUAGACUCCCAAGUCUAACUUUUUUUUUUGCUUUUGUAGCUGGAGCCAUAUAUGGAUGAAAGCUUUGUUUCGAGAGCCUUUGCUACCAUGGGAGAGCUUGUACUGAGUGUAAAAAUCAUUCGAAACAGGUUGACAGGAAUCCCAGCAGGCUAUUGCUUUGUAGAAUUUGCAGAUCUAGCUACUGCAGAAAAAUGUUUACACAAAAUCAAUGGAAAACCGCUUCCUGGUGCUACACCGGCAAAGCGAUUUAAAUUGAAUUAUGCAACGUAUGGAAAACAGCCUGAUAACAGUCCAGAAUAUUCACUUUUUGUGGGAGACCUGACUCCUGAUGUGGAUGAUGGCAUGUUAUAUGAAUUUUUUGUUAAAGUUUAUCCAUCAUGUAGAGGUGGAAAAGUUGUUUUGGACCAGGCAGGAGUAUCCAAAGGUUACGGGUUCGUGAAAUUCACGGAUGAACUGGAACAGAAAAGAGCGCUGACAGAGUGUCAGGGAGCUGUGGGGUUGGGCUCUAAACCUGUACGCUUGAGUGUGGCUAUACCAAAAGCUAAUCGUGUGAAACCAAUGGAGUACAAUCAGAUGUACAACUAUAAUUAUAACCAAUAUUACCAACAAUAUCACAACUACUAUGCCCAGUGGGGCUAUGACCAGAACACAGGCAGUUACAGCUACAGCUAUCCGCAGUAUGGAUACACGCAGAGCACAAUGCAGACAUAUGAAGAAGUUGGUGAGGAUGCAUUGGAAGAUCCGACGCCUCAGUUGGACGUCCAUGAAGCAAAUAAACAGUUUAUGGAACAGAGUGAAGAGCUCUACGAUGCCUUGAUGGACUGUCACUGGCAGCCUUUGGACACUGUCUCGUCAGAGAUUCCAGCCGUGUUAUAGCCUCGUUGCUGAGGCACUAUCUCGGUGUGACAAGCCCGCCAGCGCGCUCCGGACUGUUAUGCUGCACCUGGAUCCUGCAGUAGUGAGGGGUGGCCAUUUUCCCACCCGGGUCUGUUACUCGAAGUACAGGAGGACUGUGGCGUUUCCUGUACGAAAUGAGUAUCGUAGGAGCAUCAUGGUAACUUUUAUUCGUGAUGAAAGUUAGAACUGCAACAGUUUUAUUCCUUUUGUCUUGAAAUGAACUCUUAAUACUUCUUGGGAAUUGUAAUUUAUAAACUUUCAACAAGAUGGCACAGGGGAAAGACUCUACUCCAACGUACAAUAAAAAAGUUGGUCUUUUAAGUAAAAUUACCCUUUGCAUUUUGGUUCCUGCCCAUCUCUCUGUUUUGCUGCCCAUGUAACUCUUCAGUCAUUUGAUCCAGCUCUCCUAAACAUGUUUUUUUAAAGUCAAUGUCAGAUACCACUAAAAUGUCUCAAAAGCUUUCUAGUGACUGAAUAAGGUUGCUGGAACUUGAGCAUGGGAAAGAAGUACAUAGGUAAAAGCUUCUGUUUGCUUUACCUAAGCUGUGAUCUUGAGCUAGCGAGUUUACAGCUUGGUGUUCUUAAGCAAGCUACCUGAAAAGCAUCUUGCAGACAGAAGGGAGUAUUAUAAAACGAUGACAGACCAAUGCCUUCUACGGGGUGGUCUCUAGCACAGUUUGGCUUGCCUCUGCAUCUGUGUGUGAGGAAAUAAUUCUUCAGUUAAGCAGUUUAAAACAGUUUUACCGGUAACCUUGUUUAGAUAUGAUUCUGUGUAUCUCACUUUUUUCGUUGUGGACAAUUCUUGAUGGUCUCGUUAAGAUAUUAAGAUUUCACAGCGUCUUCCACUGUCCUGUCAGAGUGAAUAUGGUAAAAAUGAAGAUCUUGCAGCAAAAACGGGUCAGAGCAAUCUAAUCGAUAUAUUGUGCAACAAAUUGUUGCUAAUCUGGAAAGCAGUUUUCUACUGGACGUUGUAUAAGCUGGAUGGACAAGCAAUAUAUUUAAGCUAAUAUUAUGUUGCAUUAAAAGUGACAGCAAAUUAAUAGCACUUAUGUACAUGUUAUAAGCCCUUUUCAGGCUUUUGUGCCUUAAACUCUUUGAGAAAUAGGAGCAGACAAACUACCUGUAAUAAAUGUCUAUCCAAGAAAUAGUUUGGUAACUGAAAUUGCUGCUGCGGAGCAUUUAGUUGCCUCCCUGCCCAUGUUGAUGCAGAAAUUUGCCACAAAGUUUAAAUACUUUCAUAAAGCCUACUUCUGCUACACCUUUGUUUGUGUCCAUAAUUAUGAUAUAUUUGUCAGUCUGUGGUCUUUUUAUCAACUGCAAUGGUAAACGUACUGUGAAU